Molecule: messenger RNA, 1667 nt
Organism: Linum tenue
Lineage: Eukaryota; Viridiplantae; Streptophyta; Magnoliopsida; Malpighiales; Linaceae
Source: the annotation of a GenBank genome assembly
CGGUACUGCUUCCCUGCUCUUCUGCAUUUUUUUCUUUUUGGAAGAAAGGAGGAAGAAGGAGAACCAGAGGCGAGAGACAAUCAGCAAAACCGCUGGUUUGAACUGAUAAAACUGUCGUUAGGGUUUGUAUUGGCUUGGCAAGUGGCAAUCCCAUUGCGGAAUGGCUUCUCGCAACCAUCUCGACGAUGACGAUGACUUCGGCGGCGAUUUCAGUGGAGCCCACAACGGAAGGCGUUCGGGUAAUAAGAGAAGCUUUGGGGAUCUUGAGGACGAUGAAGACGAUCUCUUUAGUUCGAAGAAGGGUAAUUCGAAGGUGGAAGAAACCGCAAUGAUUCUGUCUCUUCGUGAGAGCCUUGAUACCUGCAGGAACGAUCUUGCGACAUGUCAAACGGAGCUUGAAGCGGCAAAGUUGGAGAUUCGAAAGUGGCAUUCUGCAUUUGAGAAUUCGUCUUUCAUACCCUCAGGGGCAUCUCCCGAACCUAAACUAGUCAUCAAUUAUCUUCAGACUCUGAAAUCAUCGGAGGAGUCAUUGGAGGAACAGCUUGAGAAAGCAAAGAAAAAGGAAGCAGCCUUCAUUGUUACAUUUGCCAAACGAGAGCAGGAGAUAGCAGAAUUGAAGUCUGCAGUUCGGGACUUGAGAGCACAACUGAAGCCACCGUCAAUGCAGGCAAGGAGAUUGCUACUUGAUCCAGCAAUUCAUGAGGAAUUUACUCGCUUGAAGAAUUUGAUUGAAGAGAAGGACAAAAAGGUGAAGGAACUACAGGACAACAUUGCUGCCAUGAAUUUUACUCCACAAAGCAAGAUGGGGAAGAUGCUAAUGGCAAAGUGCAAGACUCUUCAAGAGGAAAAUGAGGAGAUUGGUGCUCAAGCAGCUGAAGGAAAGAUCCAUGAGUUGGGAAUGAAGCUUGCCUUGCAGAAAUCUCAGAAUGCUGAACUCCGAAAUCAGUAUGAAGGCCUGUACAAACACAUUGAGGGCCUAACAGAUGAUGUUGAGAAGUCGAAUGAAAUGGUGCUCAUCUUACAAGAGAAGCUUAUGGAGAAGGAUGGGGAGAUCAACCAACUGAAGCUGAAGCAGAAGCUUGACCUGCAACAGAAGACCCCUGUAGAAGAACCAGAGCCACCCACCGAUUUAGCUCCAGAGAAAGCAGUUAGCAGUGAUGAACUAAUGACUCCAAAACAAGAAACUGAGGCUGAUUAAACUGUUUUGGAAGAAGAUUUUGUAGUUUGCUGGCAGUCAAAUUUUCCUUGUAUGUGCAAUGUGUACAUUAAACAUAUCUCAUUAGUCAUUAAUCUUUCCACACAUUUUUGUUCUCUGGGGUCUGGGUGAUUGAAACUGAAGGUAGCAUAAAAGUCUGCUGGUGUAAUAAGGGCUACAAAUACUCUCUAUGAAGGGUACUUUGUACAAUACCCUAAUUCGAUAUAAUGUGUUAAGCUGACAUAAGAGUCCUAAUUGCACUGCAAAACUUCUGGUGUUUCAUCGAUGCUUCCUUUUGUUGCCUGUCGGCCAACCCAAACCAGCAUUUCCAGUGUUCCCAACGGCCUGUAUUGGUUCAACCAGUCCUUUCCUGCUGCUGCCAAGAGCAUCUCCCUGCACAUGUUCCAACAGCGUGGUUGGUUCAAGCUUGAGAAUCGCCAGAAAGUCGUUGAUGGUUCACAUGUUUCUGAAC